CCAGCAAUGUCGGAGAAAAACUUAAAAGUGGGAGCUCGCAUUGAGCUGACGGGCAAAGAUCUACAGGGCACCAUAGCUUUUGUGGGCAUGACUAGUUUUGCUGUGGGCAAGUGGGUAGGUGUUGUUCUGGACGAACCAAAGGGUAAAAACAAUGGUUCCAUCAAGGGCACCACAUAUUUCGAGUGUUCCGAUAACUAUGGCAUGUUUGUCAGGCCCACACAAUUGAAAGUGAUACAACCGGCUCCGGAUACAUCGAAUCGCAAAUCGACCGAGGAUGUAUCAGCGGCCGAUGGCCUUAAACAUACCGCACCUCAACCCACUAAAACCCGGCUAAGUAUGUCUCGUCCAUCGUUGACGGGCAGUCGUCUGUCGUUGAGUGGUUCCCGUUCCCAGUUGACGGAGCGCAGUGGUAGCACGGCCAGUACAACCAGCCGCAAAAGUUUGGCACCACCCACAGCGACCACAGGCCUUUCCAAGGAAGCAUCAACCUCCAAUUUGUCUUUGACAAAUGUGGGCACCGGUGGUGAUGUAACACCCAAUAAUGGUGGCAAAAAGAACUCCUUCGUGGAAACCGGUUUUGUGGAGAUACUCAAACCCCAAUUCAAUGCCUCCCAGCCGAUGCGUUCUCCAUCCUUUACCUCACCACCGAAUCAAAUGAAUACGGCAGAGGAUAAAUCCAAUCUCAAUGAACAAAAGAAACUCAACGAAGAGCUGCAAGCCCAGGUGGCGGAUCUUACCGAAAAACUGGAAACCCUCAAACAAAGACGUAACGAGGACAAGGAACGUUUACGUGAUUUCGAUAAAAUGAAAAUACAAUUCGAACAGCUACAAGAGUUUCGUACCAAAAUUAUGGCUGCCCAGGCUUCGUUGCAAAAAGAGUUGCAACGUGCCAAACAAGAGACUAAGGAUGCCAUAGAGGCCAAAGAACGCCACGCCCAAGAAAUGGCAGAACUGGCAGAUAAUGUUGAACUCAUUACAUUGGACAAAGAAAUGGCAGAGGAAAAGGCCGAUACAUUACAAUUGGAAUUAGAUUCUGCCAAGGAGCGUAUCGAAGAGCUACAAGUCGAUUUGGAGCUAUUGCGUUCCGAGAUGCAAAACAAAGCAGAGACUUCGUUUGGUUCUGUGGGCGAGGGUGGUCCAUCCGUGUAUGAAUUCAAACAAAUGGAACAGCAAAAUUUACGUCUCAAAGAAACAUUGGUGCGCCUGAGAGAUUUGUCAGCCCACGAUAAACAUGAUAUACAAAAGCUCACCAAGGAGUUGGAAAUGAAAAAAUCCGAGGUUGCUGAGCUGGAGAGGACCAAGGAGAAGCUGUCGGCAAAAAUUGAUGAAUUGGAAGCAACUGUGGCUGAUUUGCAGGAACAAGUUGAUGCCGCUCUGGGAGCCGAAAGCAUGGUUGAACAGUUGACGGAUAAAAAAUUCGAAUUAGAAGAUCGUGUAAAGCUCUUGGAAGAAGAAGUGGCCCAGCUGGAAGCCUUAGAAGAAGUCCAUGAACAGUUGAUCGAAAGUAAUCAUGAUUUAGAAAUGGAUUUACGUGAAGAGCUGGAUAUGGCACAGGCUGCCAAAAAGGAAGUACUCCGUGAAAGAGAUGCUGCCAUUGAAACCAUAUAUGAUCGUGAUCAAACCAUUACCAAAUUCCGUGAAUUGGUACAAAAGCUGAAUGACCAAUUGAUUGAUUUGCGCGAUAAGGCAUCGGCAAAUAAUGAUCAAAAAUCACUGCAAGAUAAUCAAUUGAAGAUUGCCACAGAAUCGGUGGACUACAAACAAAUGUUUGCCGAAUCAAAGGCAUACACUCGGGCCAUUGAUGUUCAACUUCGACAAAUUGAAUUGUCACAGGCCAAUGAACAUGUCCAAAUGCUUACGGCCUUUAUGCCCGAAUCGUUUAUGAGUCGUGGUGGUGAUCAUGAUUCGAUAUUGGUUAUUUUGUUGAUAUCACGUUUGGUCUUCAAAUGUGGCAUUGUCAUUAGCCAGACACGAGAACGCUUCCCAGCUGUGGACAAUGUCACCAAGGAGUCGUUGACGCAAGGCCAUAGCGUUCAACAAUUUGCCUUUAAGUGUCGUCUAAUGCAUUACAUACACAAUUUACAAUGUGCUUUGCAUCAGAUUCUCUAUGGUUUGAAUAGCUGUCAACCGGAUACAUUAUUGCGUGCCGGUUCCUCUUUACCCGAAAUGAUUGCCCAAGAGAAAACAAUUGAUGGCAUUAUUGAAUUGUUGAAAUCCAAUCAAUUGGAUGAAAAUUCGACCACAGAUAAUAUUGAAAAGUGUGUGGCCUUCUUUAAUGCCAUGAAUUCGGUGCUAUUGGCCGGCGAAGAUCUGCUGAAUGAGGCCCAAAUGGUAAGGGAUAGUGUUGCUGCCAUUCAAUCGGCCUGUGAAAGUGUACUCACCGAUACCGGUAUUGCCAAGGUUAUUUUGCGCCAGGAAGGUUCGACCAGUGAUGCCGCUUUGCUGCUGCAAUUCUUGGGCGAUAACAUUGAGUCCAUUAAGCAACAGGUUAAACUGAUCAAGAGACGUUUGCCACAAGAUUUACAUGUUGUGAAGUGUGGUAUCUCUCAAACCAAGUUGGAAUUUAUGCGCCAGUUAACACAUGCCCUGUCACGCAUUAUGUCCGCCCUGCACAUGGCCAACAAACAAUCGCUAGCCAGUAUUGUGGCCACAAUUGAGGGCGACAGCGAUAGCGACCAAUGCAUUGAUCCCGUUAAAUAUUGGGAAUUCCUUUCCCAGGCCUGUGAAAAGAUCUAUGAACAGGAUGAUCGUGGUCCAUCACAGAAUUUCAAGAAUAUUUUAAGCCAGGCUAACAGUGAUCUGCAAUCGAUUGCCCAAUACUUGCUGGACAAGGAAUAUGAAAUCAUGUCCAUGGCUAACCAGAAGCAGGAGAAACCCACCUCACCCAUCAUACUGAGGGCUCAAAUGAUCAAGAAGCAGCUGGAGCAAAAGAAUGUCUUGGCUGCCACAUUGGAAAAUCGCGAGGCUGAUAUAAAACAAUUGAAAUUGGCGGCCAAGAUGAAACAGAACGAAUUGUCGGAAAUGCAGAUACGCAAAGACCUGGCAGAAAAGAAAUUGUCCGUGCUACAGGCUGAUUACGAUUCGGCCAUGCAAUGGAAAUCGAAAUACGAAGAAACGGUGGAUUUGCUGAAACGCAAGGAGAAGGAAUUCGAGGAAACGCUGGAUCACCUGCAAACCGAUAUCGACACUCUGGAGAAUGAGAAACGUGAAAUCAAGGAAAAGAUUAAACGGCAAAUACCCGACAAUACAUCACAGUUAUCCACCACUUUGCCUUCGGGUCACUCCACAAAUACUUCCUUCUCAUCGCACACCACGGGAGCCACACCUCUCAUUGCCGAGGAGUUGCAAUUGUUGAAACAUGUCUUUAACAGUGAGCGUAGUGAACGUCUUCGUCUACAGGCCGAACAGAUUAAGAGUAAACUCAAGAAAUUCGAUCCCAUUUUCGUGCCACAGCCCAAGGAUAAACGUAUCAUUGAAUUGGAGGCUGAGCUAACCAAAAUGAAACAUGCCUGGGCGUUAUCACUACUGCAGACAAGUCCCAAGGCCACAAAGGACAGUCACAAUUUGGUUGCCAUGCAACGUAAACAUAUGCCCAUACCGGAAAAAUCGGAAAUUUCAAAUAAGGCCACACAUUUGGCAGCGGAAAUUUUGCAAGAAUAUUUGCAACGUCAUCCGCACAGGGCAGCGGCCAGUGAAUUUGGUGUCUUUCCCACGGUAGAAGUUAAGAGGGUAUUGCAAUUGUAAA
Messenger RNA from Musca vetustissima, 3745 nucleotides. It is a transcript of the gene DCTN1-p150, whose product is annotated as dynactin subunit 1. NCBI's taxonomy places the organism in Eukaryota, Metazoa, Arthropoda, Insecta, Diptera, Muscidae. The record is from RefSeq and is a predicted model, not a curated record. Bases 7 to 3744 code for a protein of 1245 amino acids. The transcript is spliced from 2 exons.